UAUUUCAUAAAACACUGCGAAAAUGUUAAAAAAUUAAUAUUAUGCAAAUUCAUCCAAGCAUACAAGUAUCAGUGAAAAGUUUUAGUUCGUUUAUUUUUCCAAUUAAAUUGAUUAUUCCGCCAUUGCGUAAUUUACCACAUGGGCCAAAUUGUGCAAUAUCAGUCGUAAGCUAUUUGGUAAAGGAAAUAAGGCUGAAUGUUGUGGGGCCCCUUGUUAAGAAGUUGAAUGUUUAGUCGCGGUGUAAGAUUGUAUAAAUUGGGCAGUUUCUCUGUGGGACACAACCGUUCACCUCCCUCCCUCAUCAUGCCAGCAUUAGACAGAAACUGCGCAAACUGCGGUGUAUCCCCUAAACGUCGUCUGUCUACGAUUCAAAGAGGUCCUGUUAUGAUAGGGGUGGCAGGAGGAACUGCCUCUGGGAAAUCUACUGUCUGCAAAUCUGUUGUUUCACUGUCCCAGGACUCUUUCUACCGAGAACUUAAUGCCGAGGAAAGCAUCCUGGCGUCCAAAGGGAAGUUUAACUUCGACCAUCCCGACGCAUUUGACAACGAGCUGAUGGAGCAGUGCCUGAAGGACAUCAUUGGUGGACGACCAACAAAGGUUCCUGUUUAUGAUUUCAAGACAAACUCUCGAGUUCCCGGGGAGUACACAAUCAUCUACCCUAGUGAUGUUGUCCUUGUAGAGGGUAUCCUUAUAUUCUACUACACCAAGAUGAGAGAUCUUUUCAACCUCAAGCUUUUCGUGGAUACAGACCCAGAUACAAGGCUAGCCAGGAGACUUUUACGAGACAUGGAGGAGAGGGGACGAGAGUUUGAUCAUGUACUCUCACAGUACAUUACUCUAGUUAAGCCCGCUUUUGAAGAAUUCUGUAUUCCUACGAAGAAGUUUGCUGAUGUAAUUGUUCCACGUGGAGCUGAGAAUACUGUAGCAAUAGAUCUGAUUGUACAACAUGUACAGGAUAUAAUCUCCCGAGGGACCGGAAGUCAAGAGAGUAAGACGAGUUCUCCGUUACUCCGAUCAAGAUCUAACUCUGACAGCAGGAUUAGAUAAGAAGAACGCUGUUCAUUAUUUACCCUAUUAACAAUCUUGUUCAGUUGAAUUUGCGCGAUCUAUAUCAGCUGAUCCUGGACCGCAAUAGUGUUCAGCUGUACUUGCUCCACCAUUUUUUUCAGUCUAAAUCUAAUGCGCCAUUUUGUUUCGCCUAAAUCAGAUCAUCCAUUUUGUUUAGCUGAACCUGAUCAACCAUUUUGUUCAGUUUAAAUCAGAUCCGCCAUUUGGUUUAACCUAAAUCUGAAACGCCAUUUUUUCAGCCUAAAUCCGAUCCGCCAUUUUGUUCAGCGGAUUCUGAUCCGCUAAAUUGUUAAGCUGAACCUGAUCCACCAUUUUGUUCAGCUGAACCUGAACCGCCAUUUAGUUCAGUCUAAAUCUGAUCCGCCAUUUUGUUUAUUUAUCAUACACACCAUCUGAUAAAAUGAAAUUUCCUAGCAACCUUGCUUAAAGUUGAAUUAUAUCUGUUAGAACUGUAUAUUUUAACAUCAUCAGACUGAAACCAUGUCAUCAAUUCAAACAUGUAGAAUAUACUGAGCUUAAAAUUAUUAAAAAAAAUAAACGUUCCGCAGCUUUUAGCUUAAUUUAA
Eurytemora carolleeae is the source of this 1633-nucleotide messenger RNA. RefSeq names its product uridine-cytidine kinase 2-B. The transcript is spliced from 12 exons. Gene Ontology annotation, cellular component: cytosol; cytoplasm. Gene Ontology annotation, molecular function: ATP binding; kinase activity. The coding region runs from base 226 to 1047 and encodes 273 amino acids. Lineage: Eukaryota; Metazoa; Arthropoda; Copepoda; Calanoida; Temoridae. The record is from RefSeq and is a predicted model, not a curated record.